AUGCCUGCAAAGUCAGGUAUAUAUUUUACCAUAAUUGGUGUAUUCCAAUUUAUAUCGAUGGCAUUUUUAAUUAUUUGUUGUGUAACAGCCCCAGUAUUUAAGCAAAUCGGAUUAUCUAAAUAUGAAAGCAUAACAUAUGGUGUAUUUGGCUAUUGUUCAGAUUCUGAUGGUUGUUCAAAAGCAAAAGCAAGUUAUGAUCCAUAUUCUUUAACUCAAGAUAAUGAUUCAUGGAAAUUAAAUUCUAAUGCACGUAAAACUUUAGGUUCAAUUUUAAUUAUUAUGCCAAUUGCAGCAGGUUUGAAUUUUUUUGCUUUUAUCGCUGCAUUAACUUCAAGUAUAAUGUCAUUUUUCAAUUAUUCGGCAUCAUCAGGUAAUGGUAGUGGUAUAUCUGCAAUUUCAUUCGUUAUUAAUAUAAUUUUUCAAUUAAUUGCAUUUUUAUCAGCCGCAUUGAUGUGUAUAGUAACAUUUUUAUUGUUUUAUCCGCAUAUUACUUGGUGUUCAUGGUUAUUAAUACCUGCAAGUGUUUUACCUUUAUUAUCCUUACCUUUAUUAUUUUUCGCUUAUUUAUCAAAGGGUUCCAACAAUAACGAAUAUAUUGAUCAAGAUGAAAUAGGUUUAUCAGGUAACCAAAGAUUAUUGAACGUUGAGGAUUUAUACGAUAAUAACAAUGCAGGUAUUGAUCCAAUGAAUCAUACUGUAUUGCCUGAUAUUGAACAUGCUAAUCCAAUGGAGAAAAAAGAUGAUGGUUUAACAUUUGCUACACGUUCAGAUUCUGAAGAUUCGGAUUCUUCUUUAAAUAAAGAAAAAUUUAAAGUUUAUGAUAAUACCGUAGAUAAUUUAACACAACAAGAUGACAAUAACCAGAUGAAUGCUGAUGAUGAUGAUGACGAUGAGGGAAGAAAUUCACAACAACGUUUUUCGGUUAUUGAAAGUGAUACAGAUGAAACUAAAAUGCAUAAAUAUAUCCCAUCAGAAUCUUUAGGAUCGUCUGUAUAUUCUGAAAAGGAUCAUUAUUCUGAAAUUCAACCAAGAAAUAAUAAAAUUAUGCAAGAUUUUAUGAAUAAUUCAAACAGUAAUUACACUAUUCCUGAACAAUAUUCUCAAGAAGAAAAAGGUUCCGUAGUAACAUCAAUUUCAAGAAAUGGUAUAAAUAAUAAUAAUACUGCUACUGUUCCAUAUCCUGAUUCGAAUAUUUCUUCCAAUCAUGGACAAAGACAAUUUCAACAAAUGCCAAUGAAUAUGAAUUAUCCACCUCAACAAAGACAAAAUUAUAUUCCGCAACAACAGGGUCCAACUGCAUCAGAAAUUAUUAUGCAAAAUAACCCUAAUUUCUUACCAAAUGGUUCAAAUAGAAUGAAUCCAAGAAUGCAAAGACCUUAUCAACAAGGAAAUUUCCAAAAUAGAGGUUUCCCUCAACAACAAACUGGUAAUACUCAUUUUGCACCAGCAUAUAAGAGACGUAUUAAUAAUAGAGCUAACGUUUAUCAAAAUUUGAAUAAUAAUGGCUUUGGAGCUGGUGGAGCAUACAACUUCCGUUAA
Messenger RNA from Maudiozyma saulgeensis, 1539 nucleotides. NCBI's taxonomy places the organism in Eukaryota, Fungi, Ascomycota, Saccharomycetes, Saccharomycetales, Saccharomycetaceae. The record is from the annotation of a GenBank genome assembly.